Molecule: messenger RNA, 540 nt
Organism: Emiliania huxleyi CCMP1516
Lineage: Eukaryota; Haptophyta; Isochrysidales; Noelaerhabdaceae
Product: A/G-specific adenine DNA glycosylase, mutY
Exons: 1
Biological process (GO): mismatch repair; base-excision repair
Cellular component (GO): nucleus
Molecular function (GO): oxidized purine DNA binding; purine-specific mismatch base pair DNA N-glycosylase activity; adenine/guanine mispair binding
Source: RefSeq, a predicted model, not a curated record
AUGGAGGAGCUGCCUGUCGCCGAAGCGAGACCGGCGCUCCUCGAGUGGUAUCGAGCCACGCGCCGUAGGCUUCCGUGGCGAGGGGACGCGCCGCCGUACAACGGCUCCACUGCCGGUGUGAACAAGGCCGGCUCACGCGCGGCACAGGUGGCCGCGGAGCCCUCGCCCGUCGGCGAGGUGUCGGCGUACGGCGUGUGGGUCUCGGAGAUCAUGUGCCAGCAGACGCGCGUCGAAGCCGUCAUCCCGUACUGGCUGGCCUGGAUGGAAGCCUUUCCGACGGUGCAGGACCUCGCUGCCGCCUCGGAGGAGCAAGUGAACGCCAAGUGGGCGGGGCUCGGCUUCUACCGGCGCGCGCGCAUGUUGCACGAGGGCGCGAAGCAGGUGGUGGACGAUUUCGAUGGCCAGCUACCGCAAACCGUCGACGGCCUGCUGCGCCUCAAGGGCGUCGGGCCGUACACGGCUGGAGCGAUCGCCUCGAUCUCGUUCGGCGUGCCCGCGCCGAUUGUGGACGGCAACGUCCUACGCGUGCUCUCGCGGCUG